Molecule: messenger RNA, 1291 nt
Organism: Phymastichus coffea
Lineage: Eukaryota; Metazoa; Arthropoda; Insecta; Hymenoptera; Eulophidae
Gene: Tcs1
Product: threonylcarbamoyl-AMP synthase
Exons: 3
Coding region: 152-985 (277 amino acids)
Biological process (GO): regulation of translational fidelity
Cellular component (GO): cytoplasm
Molecular function (GO): nucleotidyltransferase activity; double-stranded RNA binding; tRNA binding
Source: RefSeq, a predicted model, not a curated record
AUGAGAGCUUACUUUAUGCAAAUUCAAACUCGAUCUGCUGAUGAACCAAUGACAACUUUUUACAAAUGUUGCAAUUAUCAAUGUGGACACAACUGGCGAGAAUAAAUUUAAUUGUAAAUUAUAUGUUUCUCACCUAAUAGUACAGCUGGAAAUGAGAUUGUCUAUAUCUUUGUUGCAUAAAUUAAUAAAUCCAUAUACAAUGGGGCCAAUAAAGCAACGUUUGAAUCAUGCCAAACAAACAAUAAAAGAUUUACCUGGAAUUAAUCAGUGGAUGUGUGGUGGUUUUCGUAGUGCUGCUAUAGCAGCAGAGUUACUGCGUAAUGGAAAAAUAAUAGCAAUACCCACAGAUACAAUAUAUGGUUUAGCUGGCUUAGCACAAAAUGAUGAUGCAAUUUCAAAACUAUAUGACAUCAAAAAGAGAGAUGCCAGUAAACCUGUUGCUAUUUGUCUUUGGAAUGUUAAAUGUAUUCCGGAUUGGGCGAAUACAGAGGAUUUACCUACUGGUCUCGUUGAUGCUUUAUUACCUGGACCUUUCACUCUUGUUUUAAAACGCAAAGAAACUUUAAACAAAUCUUUAAAUCCUGGUGUAGAAAAUGUAGGUAUUAGAGUUCCUAACAGCCCAUUUAUACUCAGUGUUGUGAAAAUGUUAGACCAACCAAUCGCUUUAACCAGUGCCAAUGAAAGUAAUCAAAGGAGCACUUUACAUCCUUCUGAAUUUGAAAAUUUGUGGCCAGAACUUGAUGGAGUGUUUUAUGAACAUGUAGGUCUUGGGAUACAGAAACAGUCAUGGAGAAACGGAUCAACUGUGAUUGAUCUAUCUAUCAAAGGAAAAUAUACAAUAUUAAGAAAAGGUAUUGGCUAUCAAAAAGCCAUAAAUCAUUUAAACAAAUACAAGUUACAGCAAAUAAUAAAAAAAAAGUGUAAAGAAAAAUCAAAAGAAAGUAACGAAGAGGAAUGUAAAAUAUCUGAAACAGCACAAUGUUGAUAAACUAUAAUAUUGAUGAAAUAUAAUUGUUAAACUAUUGAUAGAAUUCACUUUGUAUAAGAAGAAAGAAUUUCAUCAACUUGAAAUUCAAUCGUUACAUAAAAAUUACAGUUUUAUUUAUUCUAAAAAAUUUUUGCAUUUAUUUUCAAUUUUUCUAGCAAUAAUAUUUUUAAAAUACGUUAUAAACUAUUUUUAUAAUAUUAAAGAUUGGAAAUAAAGUAUAAGAUUUUUUGUCAAUAUUACAUUUGUAUUUUUAUCUAAAUAACUAUCAUAAUUGCUGUUACACAGACACACAGACACAUGCGC